Sphaerodactylus townsendi is the source of this 3187-nucleotide messenger RNA. RefSeq names its product TEF transcription factor, PAR bZIP family member (gene TEF). Gene Ontology annotation, cellular component: nucleus. Lineage: Eukaryota; Metazoa; Chordata; Lepidosauria; Squamata; Sphaerodactylidae. The coding region runs from base 211 to 1128 and encodes 305 amino acids. The record is from RefSeq and is a predicted model, not a curated record. Gene Ontology annotation, biological process: regulation of transcription by RNA polymerase II. The transcript has 5 exons. Gene Ontology annotation, molecular function: RNA polymerase II cis-regulatory region sequence-specific DNA binding; DNA-binding transcription factor activity, RNA polymerase II-specific.
UGGCAAAGUUGGACUCAUGAAUAGUAAAUAGCUGGAGCCCUGGAAGGAGCCACACUGUGAAGGGGACGCAUGCGCAAUUGGUAGUAUCGGGUGGCGGCGUCUUUUUUCCCCCCCUUAGUGGGAGCCUGUUGUCUGUCGCCUCGGCUUUCCCUCCUAUAGCCUUGGGGGGAGUCUCGGGUUCUGCCAGCCCCCCCGCGGACCGGGUACAGCAUGUCCAGCCGGGCCGCGCACCACCAGGAGGCAGCGGCAGGGACUGCGGGAGCUGCUCCGCGAGAGCGGGGCCUAACGGGCGCUUUCCCGCUGGUGCUGAAGAAGCUGAUGGAGAAUCCCCCGAGGGACGCGCGCCUCGAUAAAGAGAAAAAGGAAAAGCUUGAGGAAGAUGAAGCAGCUGCUGCUAGUACAAUGGCAGUCUCUGCCUCCCUCAUGCCUCCAAUCUGGGACAAAACCAUUCCUUAUGAUGGAGAGUCUUUUCAUCUGGAGUAUAUGGAUUUGGAUGAGUUCCUUUUGGAGAAUGGGAUCCCCUCCAGUCCUAAUCAUUUGGACCUGAAUCAGAAUCCACUCCUGCCUGUGACUGAGCUGGAAGGAAAAGAAUCUGCCAGUGCUUCUACUGCAUCCCCAGCCUCACCAUCUUCCACAGUGGUUUUCCAGCCAUCAGAAUCUACUGCUGGUGAAGAAUCCUUGCCAGAUGAUGAGAGAUUGACUCCAAGCCCCAUUGAUCCAGACUGUGUUGAAGUUGAUGUGAAUUUCAACCCUGAUCCUGCUGAUUUAGUGCUCUCUAGUGUACCUGGAGGUGAACUCUUCAACCCUAGAAAGCACAAAUUUGCUGAAGAGGACCUGAAACCACAGCCCAUGAUUAAAAAAGCCAAAAAAGUCUUUGUCCCAGACAAUCAAAAGGAUGAAAAGUAUUGGUCGAGGCGGAAGAAGAAUAAUGUGGCAGCCAAACGAUCCCGUGAUGCUCGGCGACUUAAAGAGAACCAGAUCACAAUCCGAGCUGCCUUUCUGGAGAAAGAGAAUACUGCUCUGAGGACAGAGGUGGCAGAGCUGCGGAAAGAAGUGGGAAAGUGCAAGAACAUUGUCUCUAAAUAUGAGAGCAGAUAUGGAUCCUUUGACUUAUCCGAUUCCGAGUGAUGCAACUUUAAAGACUUUUAAAAUCACAAAGAAAUUAAAACUACACAUGAAACCACCUGUCGUCAGAAUGAACAGUAACAGAUGUGAGGUAUCUACACAAACAACUGAUGAUGACCCUGCUUCCCUGCAAGUACCUCAUCUGAACUACCUAAGGACUGAGCAUGAUGAAAAGGCUAAGCUCUCUAAUACUACACUUAUUUUUGUACUGCUGUUUUUCUUUGGACCCACAACCUGCAGUACAGUUAAUUAACUCUUUUCAGUCACACUUGGUGCUCAUGUCCUUGAGUUCAGCUUGAUAGCAAAUAAGUGGCGUUUAGGGAGGUGAUGGGUGAAAAUGGCAAGUCUUAAUUGACAAAAAAAGCCUAAACAACAAUAAUUCUUCAAUAAUUUUAUGUAUUCUCAUUUCUGUACUUUAGAAUGAAUAUUAAUAUUGCCACUAGAUUCUGUUAAACUGCUAUAUCUUUCUGUCUUGCAGCAAAAACAGCAUAUACAGAAAGUAGACUAUGUUUUAAUAUAAUCAAAGUACAGCCCAUGUAGUGAUUGAAAUUGAAAUAAUGGAAAUAACAAGCACCCCCAAGAUAGUUUGUAUCUUAACAUAAAAAAGUAAAAUGGAUCUUAGUUUUUCAGUUGGUAAAAACUGACAUAAGUUUGCUAAAGUUAGUAUUCUCUAAUGCUUGCUGACUUCUGACAAUAAUAUACUAAAAGAACUGUGAUAGUAAGAAGAUAUGUUUUCAGUUUUCUUUUCACUAUAAUUAAAAAUAUAUAUUUCUUUAUUUUCAUACACUGCAAAAGAAAAGGAAAAAAACCUCCAUCGUUCAGUUUCAUUCUUCCUGCUGUCACCUACCUUUGGGAAGGGGGGCAUGUGUUAUCCAUCCUUUCUUAUUGAAACAAAUUGUAUUGAAUCUUGUCAGAAUGAGAGAGGCUCCUUCUAAUUGUGUCAACUGCAUACAAUAUGUAAUGGUGAUUUCCACCUCUAUCUGGCUCUGUUCAGGAGCAGCGGUAGUAACUUUUAUGUUGUAUUGUCGAAGGAUUUCACAGCCGGAAUCACUGGGGUGUUUUGUAGUUUCCAGGCUGUAUGGUAGCAAAUGCUACUAGAACACAACCAUACAGCCCAGAAAUCACACAACACCUCAACUUUAACACACACACACACCCCAGUGAUUCCCUUCGAAGCGUGUUUUAAAGUUCACUGAGUGCCUAACUAAGUAUGAUAAACAUUGUUGUGGUGGGCCGUGGCACAGGGCACAGUGAAACCCCUUUCAGAUAUACACAUCCCCCAGAGAGUGGCCUGGAGAGAGAGAAGUAGGCGGUGUGAAAGGAUUUCCUAUGUAGUGUAUCUUACCAGUCCUGUAGAAGUUACAUCCUGAGCAUGAUCUGCAUAAAAUUUUAUAGUGUCAAAAUAUAUGAAAUAUUUCUAGUAAAAUAUUUAUGGACAAAAUUUUAUUCACUGCAGUAAAACUAGCAGAAAAGGGGAUAACAAAUAUAUGGAUAUAUUUAUUAAUAUCAGUUGGGACAAAUAAUCUUUUGAGUGGAUAUAUGUUUUUCCAGAUACUUAGCCAGGUGGUUCCCAGAUUAUAGGAGCCUUACAGCUGGAUCAAUAAAUUUCCAUCACUGGAUGCUGGGGACAGUGGAGCACAAGGGGCUUAAGGGGUUGCUGGAUUCAGGAGUUGGAACUGGCAGGCAAGUUUUAACAGAGCUAUUCUACUCGAUCUUAUUUUGUAUAAUCCUGAUCUUGCCAGCUGUAUUCAAUGUUCUAUUCCAACAAAAUCUUGAGAAAUCACAAAUUUAAUUUUUUAAAAAUUUAUAAGAUAAUAUGCAUAUUGUAUAAAAUGUUUUUAACUCUGGACUGUUAAUAAAAGUCUUAAAUAUAUGACAUAAUUAGGAAGAAAAAUGAUGCAACUUCUAUAUCAUGCGUGCAGAUGUAAAAUUUCAGUAGCUGAUUGUUUCUGUAUUGCACAUGUAGCUUUCAGUGAUGUGUAACUGCUUAAUGUUCUUCUGCCAUAGUUUUGGGAACAUGGUAUAAAUGAACAGUAAUGUAAUAAAGUCUGUGUUUCAUUAA